Messenger RNA from Cariama cristata (Red-legged seriema), 7224 nucleotides. RefSeq names its product ATP-binding cassette sub-family A member 13-like. The annotation marks the transcript as partial. Lineage: Eukaryota; Metazoa; Chordata; Aves; Cariamiformes; Cariamidae. The transcript has 23 exons. The record is from RefSeq and is a predicted model, not a curated record.
AUGGAUUUGAAUGAAGUGGAGGAAGUGAUUUCUAGAGCGGAGAACCUCUACAAGCAACCAUAUUUCUGGAAUCUUCUGCAUUCGCUCCCUCACCUUGAAUUGGACAGCUUUUAUACAGAAGACGAGUUAGCUGCUGUAGCACACUUUCUAAAAGUUAUUCAAAAUACCUUAGCAUCAUUGAAGGAUUUAGCUAUGAUGCCAUUGGGCCAAAGUUUAUAUGAGGUGGUGAAAACAGCACUGAAUUUGACUGCUGCAUCAGUACAGGAUAGGAGCGUAGAAGGUUUUCAGUAUAAUCUUUCUCUUGGGGAUAUUUUGUGGAAUCGACGUGCUGUGAGAGCAGAACUUGAAUCCAGGUUUGGUUUUGAUGAUCGUCAUGUUGAGAAGCUGCUUAGUUAUACAGCACAAUUAACAAAGAUUCCCACAGGAGAGACACUGGAGCGGUUUGUGUGCUCUGCUCUGUCCAGUGUGCCAGAAAAUGAAGCAAACAAAGAGAAUAAUGAAGAGGGCUGUAUUUCUGCACGGCAUGAGGCCAAACUGUAUCUUGUUCAUGCUGUCAGCAAGCUCAGACUCUAUGCACAGUAUACAAUGUUUCUGUGCUCUACCUCUUUUGAUUGCAGAAUCCUGCAUCUGAAGAGAAUGCAGUCUGUACUUCAGGAUGCACCUCAGUGGCCUGUUAUGAAGAGAUUGCUUCUGGUAGAUGGAGCUAUAAAGAAUGUAAUAGCACAGUAUUUAUACUUCACUGAAGAAGCUUUACGUGGCCUGGAAAAACUGAUUCCCUUUGCCCAAAGAGAUGGAUUAAUUCAUCUAGACAUCAGAAAGCUCUUUGUGGAGUUAAAACAGAUGUUGAUGAGCAAUGCUUCCUAUAUAUGCAAUGACACGCUUACAAUGUUUGAGAAGACCCUGAGACUUCCACAGGGUUCAGAUGACAUUGACAUUUUAGCAAUACACAUGUGCCCUGGCAAUGGCUCAGAGGUGACCUUCAAGCUGAGUAACCAGGUCCAGUCACUAAAGGAAUCUGUCCUGCUUCUGCAGAAAGUAACUCAGGAACGACAAAGCCUGCCAGAUUCAAUAAUGGAUGAAUAUUUGGGAUGGCAAGAAAUAGAAGAGCAGCUAACCAAAAAUUAUGCUUAUUACUGUGAAAUUAAUCAAUUGCCAAGCACAGAGGCACCAUCUGAAGAGGAUGUCCAUUUCAGCUCUUGUCAGGAACAGCUGCUCUUGUCACUAAUUAAUGAUACACUUGAAGAAAUUUUGUUUGCUUUUGAGGGAAACCUAUACUGGAAGGAUUUAACAGAUUUUGUCAGUUGGACAUGCAAUGUAGCUCAAUACAUGAAUGAGGAAGCAGGCUCCAUGGGAGGCCAGUCAGAUGGACUAGGAGCAUCUCUAUGUUCUAGGCAAAAGCUCGGUUUGGAGACCAUCCUAGGUCAUUAUUUAGCAUUUCUGCAAGACUUACCAGAUUAUUGCCCGUUUAUUUCAUGGGCACGGAUUUUGACGUCUUUCAAAGAGUUUUUUGAGAGACAAGGAAACCUGACGAUUUCUGGUAAAAAGGAAAUGGAUCAUCUAUUUGAUCUUGUGGAAGUCAUAGAAGAAGUUAUAACGCUUGAUUUCUCAGCUUCUUCAAACAAGUCUUUAAUUGAAAAUGUCUUGAAUAAUGUAAUUCUAUGGAUGAAAAAUUUUGCUGAGGGGAAGGAAUCUGCCCCCAAUUUCUCAGUUGCAGUUUCUGAACUCUGUAAUGAGUUACAGAAAAAUUUCCAGCCUCUCCAGAGAUUCUGGACAAAAGAGAUGACAGAAGUUUUUUGGCAUAUGCUGAAAAUUGUAUUCUAUGAAUUUGAUUCUAGGCUUUCUCAUUUGAGUCAAGUGGAAGAAGAGGAGGUAUUGCAGACCUUAUCUAGAAUUAUAUUUUACAUUACAGAAAAUAAAAUCCUUAAUAGAAGUAUACUGUUGCUCCAAAAUAUCCUGACUGAUUGGCCAGAGUUAAAUAUUGAUGCUUUGAACCAUCUAAAACACUUAAGUGAAAGUUUCCUAAGCAAUAUGUAUGAGGUUGGAUUACUGACUGAUUAUCAUGUCAAUGUGUCUUUCAGCACAAUUCAUGGAGUAAGUAAUGCCUCCUCUUUAUUACUCUCAAAUGCAACUUUUAUAUAUAAAGUACAAGAAUUAGGAAAAAUUGUGCAUGAUUUCUUCAAAAACAUCAAAAAAUUAAACAGUACUAGUGUGGCCUCACUUGUUCCAAUACUUUUCUCUCUGUAUCAGAACGAUGAUCUCAUCUUAAAUAUUGAGAGCAAUAGCACUCUGUUAAUGUUUCUUUAUGAGACUUCUAAAGAUAUUUCGUCUUUUCAAAUAUGGCAUGAUUUCCAAGGUAGAGAUCGAGUUUUUAAUAUUCUGUCUGAAACUCUUGAUCUUCUCUGGAACUUCACCAGUAAGUCUCUCUGUGAAAAGUUACUAAUCAUUUACAACUACACAGAGUUUCAGGCCCAGUCUCUUGCACGGAAUGGAAAAAAAGAGAUGCAAGUCGUCUAUAGCACUCUGAGCAGCCUUAAAACUUUUUUUGUAGAUGAAAAGCUCCAAACAUCCGCAUUUUGUUAUUUGGAACAGUUUCUUGAUAUCUCCCCAGAAUGCCUGGUAAACAAUGGGUACAUUGAUUGUUAUCUAUCAAACUUUACUUCUGUAGAUCAUUCAGCAGAGGUUUACAACUUACUUCUGCUUUCAUUGGACAGUGUUCUGUCUAAUAUAACAAACUUGAGAGAUAAGGUGAGUGUGCCUUCUGCUUUGCACUGCACUUUUACAUGGCUUCAAACCUGGACAAAAAUUUUUGAAGAAGCAUCCAAAAGCUUAAAUUUGAAUUCAACCUUUUUUGUCUGUCUAAAAAACGAUUUGGCAAAUCUCUCUGAAAGUCUUUUAAAUGCAACUCGUGAUGAACUGUGCAAUAAUACAUCUGUGGUUAUUGUUGAAGCUACAACAGCAGCAAUGAAUCUAUUGGAAAUCAUAUUUGAAGGAGAUAGUGGUUUAAAUGACUGGAAAGAUUUUGAAGCUUUCCUUGCUCAUCUCCAAAGUGUAUUUAACAAUGCGAUUGAUGUCACAAGCUCACUUAAAGGUAACAGUUUAGAAAGUGUUUUAGAAAUAAUGGGAGUCAUGAUAACUGAAUUGCAGAAAUCUAUACAGACAGUUGUUAAUGGAGAGUUUUUGAAUUCUUGGCUUGAUACUUUCAUCUCAGGAGGAUCUGAGGGAGAAGAUAAAGGUGCUGGUGUGUUUUCUGUUGGAAAUUCCCUUUCUACUAUUCUCAAGCUCUCCCAAAAGGAACUUGGAAUUAUUCUUACUGAGAUAAAAGACACAUCUGCUUUCUUUAAAAGUGUACCUCAAGACAAAUAUAUGGUUUGUAUCAACAUUUUCCAGAAUAUUACCAAACUAAUUUUGGACAAUACUCUGAAAGACAUAAGCCAUUGGCAAACAAAUUUUUCAUCUCAUCUUAAUUCCUUUCUAAACUUUUAUAGUACAGUGGAUGAAGCAGAGGAUUGUAACAGAUGGAUAAGUGGAUUAAGUAAUCUCAGUGAAAAUUGCAAAUCACCUUUCCACCUUGAAAGUGCAAAACAUAUUUUGUUUUUACUUAAAUCUAUGGGAAACAUUGAGACAGAUGCUAAGCUAAUGAAUGUGAUAGACUUUGUUGAUUUGAUUUUUAAUUUGAUACUCCCUGAAUGUUCGCUAACUGGAUCUGAUGCAAUUUGUUUUUCAUUAGUAGAACUUUUGGCAGAAAUUCAAACCCUUCUGAGAAAUAAAACUUUUGAAAUCCAAGAAAACAACUCUUCUCACUUGGAUAUCGAGAUUGAACCUUUCUUGCAUGAGAAGAAUACCAGUGUGUUGAUGGAGUUCUUUCAGUCUGUGAUUAGUAAACUUGACGCAGACUUGCAGGAUGAACACAAAACAUUUCUCCAGAAACUGAUAGAAACAGCAGCUCUGAAUAUUGAACUGGUAAGGAAGGCACUUAAAAUUUUCAAGUCUUCUAGUUUUACUGGCUUUCCAUUAAGAGAUGAUAAAGAGUUUCUAAAGCAUAUGGUAGUCUUGAUACAAAAUAUGAGGAACAUGGAUGUUGAGUUCUUGAUAAGCCAAUUCAAACAAGUCCAGAGAAGCCUAGAUAAUUUCUUUAAAAAUGUCAACUCUUUGUAUAUUGAAAACUCUGAGUUAGGAAUGUUAGCAGACUGGUGGGAUGCAUUUGAAAACAAUUCGUGUAAUUGGAACCUAACUGGCUUAUGGCAAAUAACACGACUCUUUGAACAAGGUGAGCUCUAUGAUGUAGAAGAGAUAUUCCAUCUCCUCCUUGAUGUCAUCAACCUUACAAAAAGAUUAGCUCAUGGAAACAUCACAGAAGCACUAACUGAAGUAUACGCUUUCAUACUGACUCAGGAAGCAAAAAUGCCAAUGUUUACUGAAGAGGAGUUCUCUAAUCAAGUAGAAAGUCUUCUAAUGUUAGUGGAGACACUGACAGAUAUGUCUGAUGAACCUGCAGAGGUCUCGAUUUGUUUUUCUGCAGCAUUCUGCUGGACUCUUACAACAGCAACACCUCAGAGUGAUCCCACUUUUAAACCUUGUGACUUUGUGCAAAGCAAUUCUACUCUUAGUUACAAUGCAGUCAUUGAAGUCAUUAAGGAGCUGAAACUCGUUGUCAUUGAGGACAGUUCCUCAUGCACUAUGGAAGACUUUCAGAUGGAUAUCACUCGCAAUCUGACUUGCUUUUUUCAUCAGAUCAAAGAAUGGAACUAUAUUCUUUUGAAGUUUUCUGAGCUCCAUCAUGUAAAUGGCUCAGUUCUCAAAGAGCUGCUAGAUUUUUGGAAUGAGCUAUCCCUCUAUGCUGUGCCGCUGCAGCUGAAUAAUACAUACUCAGUCAAUUGUUCCUCCACACCGAAGAGACAAGUGGCUUUACAAAUUAUAGAAACACUGGGCAGUAUGCCAGUGGCAGAAAUGGAGAUGGCUAAAGGUGUUCUUGAGCAGCUGGAUGAUCUUUAUGGUAGUCUAAGUUGGAACGGACAUUCAAGAACAUCACUUAUAAAGACUGUUCUUACUAAUGUUAAGAAUAUGACCAGUGAAGUUUCUGGACUCCUGGAUACAGAAGCUAUCUGUUCUUUUCUUUCUGUAAUUCAACCUUUAAUGACGCUGUCUUUUGUUGGAAACCAGACAUACUCAAUGCUUAUGAUAUUAUCAGCUUUAAAUGGAAGCAGUAAUAUAUCUGAUAACUUCGAGAACUUCUGGUUUCCUAUAGUCAGAAACAUAGAAGACUUAUUGGUGAAUUUUAAUGUUAGACACUUACUUGCAGUGAUAGACCAAGAGUUUCAGUUACUAAGGUUAGCCACUGGACAGUCUUCUUCAAUGGCUCUUGAUGUUUUAGUACAGCAGUUUAAUACAUCAUCUAUAGAUGCUAUGUUAAGAAAUUUUGAAGACAUACAAGAGACUGUGAACAUCUUUCUAUGUGACUGUAACUAUAAAAAUUAUUCUAAAAUAAAGCAUGCUCUAAUUCUCCUUAUGGCUAAUGAAAAUUCAUCGAAUGACCUACUGCUGCUUGUCAAAGACAUUAUAGACUUUCUGGAACUAUUCCAAAAUAAGUCUAAGGAAGAUUACACUGAUAUGUUGUUCAUUGAUGGUCAUCUUAGCAGAGAAAAAAUUAAUAAUACUCAUACUGCUGAUUCAAUUUUGCUAAACAGUCUCCUUCAUAUAAUUGCUGAUCCUACUGUUAUAGAAGAAGCUCUGCAUACAAACAAUACUGAGCUUCAGAUAGUUGACUUCAUUGAUUCAUUUUUUGGUAACACACAAUAUAGAGAAAUUUCUACUCAGUCCCAAAACAGAACUCUGGAGAACAUGCAAGAGAUCUUGCAAAUGGUAUUUCAGUCUACCACAGAACAUGACAGGAACAAAAUAACAUUCUUACUGAAGGAUUUACAUAAGGAUAUAAUGGCAGAAAUGAGUUUUGUGGACCAGGUUAUGGAUGUAUUGAUACUCAAGUGUAAAGAUGGCUUAAUGAGUCACUUACUCCUCUCUGUCAUUGAAGGAAUCACUUUGGUUCAACGUCAUUAUCAGGAUAUUGAAAGAAUGUGGCCUGCUUUCAACAAGGGGGAUUGUGAGAAUAUGGCCUAUAUAAACCGAAAACUUUCCAAUAUUUUGGAGACCUUCCCAAGAACCUUGCAGAAUACCAGCAAUGGCAGCUGUGAAUGUCAACUAAUGUUGGGGAACGUACAGAGACGACUGCAAAUGGUGGCUGAAAAUUUGGAGCUACAGUUGUCAGAUAAUCCAGCGGCAGCUUUUCUCAGCGAUUUUAAUCUUUUGAAUGAUGUGACAGUCAAAGAGUGUGUGCAGAAUCUUACUCAGUUGAGGCUGGACAUUGCUGCUUCUGUCAACAUUUCUGAAGAAACUAUCAGCACCAUCUUGGAAGCCAAUAUCUCUCAUUCAAAGAUUUUUUACAGUGCCUUUGUGGUAGCUUUAACUGGAAGAUGUGAUGAGGAAGUACUCAACCUGCUGCUAAAGCUACCUGAAAACAGUAAAACUUCCAUGGUAGUGGAGGAAUUAUGUUCUUUACCAGCACUGGACUUGUAUACCAUGUUCGUACUGAUUAUACAGAAUUUGAACUUACGUCAUAUCAUUUACAAGAUUAAAAUACCAUCUGAGACAGGCAAUGUACUAAACAUCCUACUGGAUGUGGUUUCUAAUAUCAGCUCUCUUCUCAAUAAAGCCCACCAUGUAAUGGAAAACCUUCCAGUGUUCCUCCAAGGAAUUCAAAAUAUUGGUGUGCUUGACAUCUCUGCAUUGCAGCAGUUCUUGCAAGGUGGGCAGUUCAGAAGUUCAGCUGUUGGAUCCCUGGAGUCUGUAAUCAAGGCAGUGUGUAAAGAAGAAUCUUCAUUUUUCAGCAAUGCAAACCUGUUCAUUGACAUGCCCAGAAUCAUGGGACUCUUGGAGGACAAUAUGGCAAAAUAUAAAAAACUCAAAGAAGACUACACUCCAUUUUGCUUGAAGCUUUAUCAGGAGAUUUUGCAGUCUUCUAAUGGGGCUUUGCUAUGGACUUUUCUGAAACCUUUAUUACAUGGGAAGAUACUGUACAAUUCAAACAUCAACAUGAUCGACCUAGUGAUGGAGAAGGCUAAUUUCACUUUUGGUUUUGUGGAAAACUUGAAGACUUAUUCUGAGACAUGGCUUAGGAUGUCUGAGGUUUUUAAAACCAGUGGAAAUGUUCUCACGGUCUCACGACUGCAG